AUGGCAUUGGUUACGACUGCUGAAGUUUGUGACACAAAUCCACAGUUAAUUGUGAGUGGUGAGCUUCGAGCACUCCAGCCAAUCUUUCAGAUUUAUGGUCGGCGCCAAGUCUUCUCUGGUCCAGUAGUGACUCUUAAGGUUUUUGAAGACAAUGUUUUAAUUCGUGAGUUUCUUGAGGAGAAAGGGAAUGGCAGAGUUCUUGUUGUGGAUGGUGGUGGCAGUUUGCGCUGUGCGAUACUUGGAGGUAAUCCUGUGGUACAAGCUCAGAAUAAUGGAUGGGCUGGUAUAGUGGUUAAUGGCUGCAUAAGGGAUGUUGAUGAGAUUAAUGGUUGUGAUAUUGGAGUGAGAGCCCUGGCCUCCCAUCCAAUGAAAGCCAAUAAGAAGGGGAUCGGAGAGAAACAUGUUCCUAUUACCAUAGGUGGCACCAGAAUCAGUGAUGGAGAAUGGCUUUAUGCAGAUACUGAUGGGAUCCUGAUUUCUCGAACAGAAUUAUCUGUCUGA
Messenger RNA from Dovyalis caffra, 501 nucleotides. The record is from the annotation of a GenBank genome assembly. NCBI's taxonomy places the organism in Eukaryota, Viridiplantae, Streptophyta, Magnoliopsida, Malpighiales, Salicaceae.